ACCCGGCAAAAGAAAAAAAAAGUUACACGCCGCGUCACAGAGGGGUCCGAAAAGCAAGCCGACACGAUGGUAGAAGAUGAUACAGCAGGCAGCGGGGACAAAUCGCAGGAGGAGAUGGACUUGAAGGUACCCGCAUGUGAAGACAGCGUACGACUGGAAGACGGAGACGCGGUUAUGGACCCCUCGAAGGGAACUGCGGAGCCCAGGAAGUGGAAGUGGGCUGUGAUAUUUUUGUGUUUUUAUGGGUUCAUGGGGUCGGUGAGACCGGGAGAGCCCUUCAUUACGCCGUAUCUGCUCAGCCCUGAGAAGAACUUCACCAGGGAACAGGUGACCAAUGAGAUCACUCCUGUGCUGACGUACUCCUACAUGGUGGUGCUGGUGCCGGCCUUCCUGCUGACCGACCUCCUGCGCUACAAGCCGGUCCUGGUCAUCCAGGGCGUCAGCCAGGUGGUCAUCUGGAUCAUCCUGCUCCUGGGCAGUAGCCUCAUCCAGAUGCAGUUCAUGGAGUUCUUCUACGGCAUCACCAUGGCGUGCCGCGUGGCCUACUCCUCCUACAUCUUCUCCCUGGUCAGCCCUUCCCUCUAUCAGCGUGUGGCCGGGUACUCGCGCUCCUCUGUGCUCCUCGGGGUGUUCACCAGCUCAGUCCUGGGACAGGUCUGCCUCUCUUUCGGCAACAUCAGCUUCUACACCCUCAACGCCAUAUCUUUGGGCUUCGUCAGCUUCGGCCUGCUGCUCUCGCUGUGUCUCCCGUGGCCUAAACGCUCCCUGUUUUUCAACCGGAAUCAGGAGCAAAAGAAGCUGGCGGCGGCCAACAAAUCUGAACUGGACAAAAUGAACGCCAAAGAGAGCGGCGCGUCUUCCCCGGCUGCUCGCCCGUGCUCGUCGUCACGUUGGCGGGACUCCGUGUUGGUGCAGAUGCUGGCGGAGCUGAGGAAUGUGGUGAAGAUGCCCAACCUGAGGCUGUGGUCUCUGUGGUGGAUAUUCAACUCCACAGGCUACUACCUGGUGCUGUUCUACGUUCACAUCCUGUGGAACAAGGUCUACUCGACAAACGAGACCAAGCACAUUUACAACGGGGCCGUGGAGGCAGCGUCUACCCUGCUGAGUGCCAUAACUUCCUUCGCCGCGGGCUACGUGAAGAUUCGCUGGAACAUCUGGUCUGAGCUCGCCAUCGGCACCAUCACGGCGGUGCAGGCCGCCCUGCUGCUCCUCAUGGGCACCACGGACAAUAUCUGGGUCUGCUACAUGGCCUACGUCCUCUUCAGAGGCUUCUACCAGUUCCUGGUGCCCAUCGCCACUUUCCAGAUUGCCUCGUCUCUCACAAAGGAGCUCUGCGCCCUCGUGUUUGGCAUCAACACUUUCCUGGGAACCAUCCUGAAGAGCGUCAUCAACCUGAUAUUUUCUGACAAGAGAGGCCUCGGGCUGGACGUGCAAGCUCAGUUCAUGGUGUACUUUGUCUACUUCACCAUCCUCACCACCGUCUACUUCGUCUGCGCCGCUGUGGUCAUCGUCCGUCACUUCAGGAACCAGCCUAGAGAAGGGGGCGGGGCCAACGGACAGGUCCCAACCGACACGCCCACCGAGCUGCGUCCUGUGGCUACAAAUUCAGAGGCGGAGUGUCUGUCCAACGGCUCAAGUGCCAAAGUGUAACAACAACAACAAGAUGGGAGUUUUCUCAUCGUCACUCCCAGAGAUCUUCAGACUGAAUUAUUUGAACUGUGUGAUGAGAAAGACGGAGAGAGUUGUCCUCGAUCUUUCAAGUGCCUCUUCUGCUACCUAAAGCUGCUGCACUACAGUCAGACAAGCUGCAGGCGUCUUGUGUCUGACAUUCUGGGAGAGUUUGUCUAUCAGAAUUGAUUUGCUGCAAAAAUUCUCCUUUUAUACUUAAUAUAAAAACAAGAAAACUGCUUUUAUAUCACCUUAAACAAGUGAGGGAGGGAGGGAGAGAGAGAGAGAGAGCGCUUCUGUAAGGUCAGAACUGAGUUCUUCUUUUUUACAAACACGGGGAGUUUGCAGCUGUAUGUACUGAGCUGUUUCAUGGCUACUCUUAAGGUUUAUGCGUACCUCAUGAUCACUCAUUAUUAUUAUUAUUACCAGUCUGCAUAUUCAGCCUGACACUCCUGUUGUACCUGAUGUUACAGCUCCAUGAUUCUAUAUUAAGUGCCAUUUAAAGGGAGAGGUGGACCACGUCUUGUUUAAUUGUGUCUUUAGGUUUAGUUUUCCCAGCACUGAUAAUCAGACAUGACAGGUACUUUUUGUGUUGGGAUUAUUUAAAACCUGUUAACUGCAGAUUGAAUGCAGUGUGAUUUCAUUUUGUCAGUGAUUAUACGUCGCUGUAACGCUGCUCUUUGUAAUUUAAAAGCAGCAGCUUCAAUAUGUUUGAUAUUCUUAUUUGAUGCUGAAUGUGUAGAGAUGUAUGUUUGUAACAAAUAUACACUUAAAUUGAGCAUUCUUUUAAAUCCACAUCACUUAUUUAAGUAGUUACAAGUGUGUGAAGUUUCUUUCCAGUGUUAGAUUUUUACAGCCUAGGAGCAAAAACAGACGAGCCUAGCUGCUAAUCAAUCUGAUGUCCCUGACUUUGAAGAAAAGUCGUCAAUCCAGCACAUAGAAGGGCUCGGACUCAAAGAGUGGAAGUACUUGCUUCAUUUCAAAACUGCAGGAAACAUUUUGUCUUGGUGAAAAUAGGAACACAGUGUUACUCGAUGCAACAACAGUGCACACGGAGGAUCUUUCUUACAGUAGAGUCUUGACUUGGAUUGUUCUUACAUCGAGAAUGUAAACAUUUUUUUUUUUUUUUUAAACUUUGAUUGAAAUAUUUACUGACAAAUGAAAAAUGUGAACCUGUCUGUAUGCUGUACAAAGACAACACACUGACUUUAAUCAGAUGUUUAUUUUUUAUUCCAAAAUAAAUUACAUUUGAUGACUU
Molecule: messenger RNA, 2926 nt
Organism: Labrus mixtus (cuckoo wrasse)
Lineage: Eukaryota; Metazoa; Chordata; Actinopteri; Labriformes; Labridae
Gene: slc19a1
Product: solute carrier family 19 member 1
Exons: 5
Coding region: 67-1650 (527 amino acids)
Biological process (GO): folate transmembrane transport
Cellular component (GO): apical plasma membrane; basolateral plasma membrane; plasma membrane
Molecular function (GO): folate:monoatomic anion antiporter activity; folic acid binding
Source: RefSeq, a predicted model, not a curated record